AUGUGUGAAAGCUCUAAUUUGAUCUCUCAUCCACUUUUAAAAGCUGUCUACAAAGGAUGCCGUAAGGAGUUUCUAAAACUUAUAAAACAAGGAUGUGAUAUAAACCUGCAGGAGCACGGCUGGACGUCUUUGCUUCUUGCUACAGAACGUGAACAUGUUGAUAUCGUGGAGGAGGUUUUAAAGUAUAUAUCUAUUAACAUAGAUUGUACGAUCAAAGGGUGGACGUCACUAAUGCUGGCGGCAAAAAAUGGAAAUAUAAAUAUCUUUCAGCUACUUGUUGAAAACAAUGCUAAUUUAAAUAAAAACAUUUGUGGAUGGGAUGCUCUAAAAAUUGCAUGUUAUUUUGAGCAAGUUACUGUGGUGGAAUAUCUGCUGACGAUAAAAAAUAAGAUUGAUUUAACUCCAUACGAAAAUGAAUGGAGUCAUCUACAUAUCGCAUCUAUAAAAGGGUUGAGUGUUUUGGUAAACGAGCUUGUUAAUGACACACCUCUUGUUGAAUAUAGAAUUCAAGGCUGGACGCCUCUAAUGCUAGCCUCAUUUUAUGGCCAUCACAAUAUAGUGCAGCUGUUGGUAGAAAAUGGAGCUGACAUUAAUCGCAAAACUUACAAUGGAUACAGUGCUUUGCUAUUGGCGUUACAAAAUGGUUGGAAGGAAGUGGUAGAUAUUUUACUGUCUGAUGAGAGUUUAUUCUUAGAUUAUGAUCCAGACUUUUUGUUUAUGCUGUGUACAUUAUCACACGAUGCGGGUUUACGGUCGGAAAUAGAUGACAAAAUAAACCAUUCUAAAAGAAUUCCAGAUCUUCACAUGUCAGAAUGGACAAAACGAUUACGUUGUCAUUGUCAAUUAAUACUGAAAAUUCUUGACAAUCAACUGUAUGCAAAUGUAAUACAAAGUACAUAUUUGUUUCAAUCAGGAGUGUUGGGGUGUGAAUAUAUGCUGCAGAGAGCAUUAAAACAAAAUUUCGAUUUAAACACAACUUUUGACAGUAGAACAGCGUUGAUGAUGGCUUCAGAAAACAGACAUUACACUUAUGUAAAAUAUUUAAUGUCACUAAAUGCCGAUAUAAAUCUAGUUGAUGAGAACGGAUGGAACGCUCUUAUGUUUGCCUCCAACAACGGGCACAAGGAAGUUGUCAAACUUUUACUGAUAAGUGGAGCAGAUGUUAACGUUCAGGAUAAAAAUGGCUGGACAGCUUCCAUGCUUGCAGCUAGUAACGGGUUUAUAGGGGUCGUCAAUGUCCUAAAACGGCACAGAGCUGACUUGACACUUAAACAAAAGGAUGGGUGGAAUGCUCUCAUGUUAGCUGUUUAUUAUGAAAGGAUUAAACCAAGCUCUGCUGAACUAUUACCUUUUUUAGAAUAUCGCAAAUGGUGUGCUCAUGAUCUGAACAGUUUGAUGAUAAUAGCAUUACAUUUCAAUCACGUACACUUAAUUCGAUUUAUAUGUUAUAACAUUAGCUUUCCUGAUUUCUUUUCUGGUAAUAUAACUCCUUUAAUGUAUGCAGGAUUGUGUGGUAAAAUUGAAACGUUUCAGUUACUAAUUACUCUAGGCGCCAAUAUAAACUUAAGCAAUAAAUAUGGUCUGACUGUUUUAAUGUGUGCAGAGUUGGGAGGUCACGAUGAAAUUGUGAGACAAAUUAAAAAUAAAGCUAAUUAUGUAAACCACACAAAGAUUUACAAGUGGGAAGAAUUUAUUGCUGCAAUACAUGAACAAGAUGCUCCUGUUUCGUCUCUUAUAUUUGAACCUGACAGUUUCUUACCCCAGCUGUUUAAUGCUAUUCAAGUAGCUAUUGAUAUGCGAAUCCACGGUGUUUUAAAUAUAUUACACAGUUUAUGCCAACCUGAGUACAUAUACAUCAAUGGAAACGAUCAUUUGUUGAUGGCAAGUUCCACUGGAAAUCACAACACUGUUCUGUUUUUAAUCCAAAUAAAAUAUGAUGUUAAUGAAAUAAACCACGUAAGGUCUACUGCUUUAAUGUUAGCAUCACAAAAUGGACAUUUAAAUGUAGUGCAACUUUUGGUUGAAUCAAAUGCUGACCUAAAUCUGAAAAACUACCUAGGUAAGACAGCUUUAAUGUUGGCUUUAGAGAAAGGGCAAGUUCAUGUGGUGAGGUAUUUGAUAUCAGCAGGAUGUGAUGUAAAUGUGAUAGACAUGGAAGGCGCAAAUGCUUUAAUGCUUGCUACAGAGUUUGGUUAUAUAGACAUCUUUGGUAUGCUUGUUUCAAAGCAAGCAGACAUUUUUCAGGAUAAUGAAAAUGGUUACGAUGCUCUUAUGCUGGCGAUAAAGAAUAACCAUUUCGAAAUUGUAUCUGCUCUGUUACGUAACAACGUGUGUAUUGAUGAAUUUAGAAGUAUUGACUUAAAUUAUGCGCCAGUGAAUGAAAAUUCUAAUAUCAGUGAUAGCAUAAUUUCGUUGAAAAAUGUCACAGCCGAUUGCCAACCCUCUCAACGUGAAUGCUACUCUCCACUGAUGUUUGCAUCUUACUUAGGACAUGCCGAGUCUGUACAAGUUUUACUGGAAGAAAGUUUUAAAAUAUCACCAGACAAACAUGAACAAUACGUGAAAGCUAAGAAUGAGAGGGGAGACAAUGCUUUAACUUUAGCUUUAAAAUACGGACAUUCUAAUGUAGCUGAAGUAUUACUCAAAGACAGUACAGAAUACGAGGAAAAAGAAGCGUGGAAUGUGUUUAAAAUGUUGUGUGAAUAUAAUCAGUACGAGUUAUUGAAGAAGCUGGUGGCUAGAUGGUGUUGUGAUUUUAAUAAGUUUAAUAAGAAAGGAUUAAACGUAUUGAUGAUAGCAGUUAUUAUGAUGGAUUUUGUUGCUUUUAAGACCUUGAUUAAGCAUGGAAGUAAUUUUGCCUGCUUUCACAAAUUCGGAAUAAAUUUCGAAAGUGUACUUACCAUAUUAAACACAUCAUCUGUUUUUGAAGCCAACUUAUUAGAGCUUAUUUAUAAGAAGGUAUCCACAGUUAUAUCGGAUCCCACUGGUAAUACAAAAUUUGUUUUAGAAGACUUCAAUCAACAUACUCCACGGACAACUACGAGGGAUAACAAGAUAAACUUGCGCUUGAUUAAUGAAGAGGGUUUGAACGUUCUAUUUAUUGCGGCAGAAGAUUUUAAAUUUGACUUCAUGUGGAUCUUGCUGUUGUUUGGAGUCGAAGCUCAACUUGCCGAUUUAUACAUUUGGCUCAGGUUAAUAAAACUUGUCAGUGAUGAAAGCGCUUGUCUCAACAACAAUUUCUUCCAACUUACUGCAGCAGAUUUGGCAACUUUCAUAGAAAAAGCGGGUAUUGAAAAAAUAUCUUACGUAUUACAAAUUUAA
Messenger RNA from Physella acuta, 3321 nucleotides. Its product is annotated as ankyrin-3-like. Lineage: Eukaryota; Metazoa; Mollusca; Gastropoda; Physidae. Gene Ontology annotation, molecular function: protein binding. The record is from RefSeq and is a predicted model, not a curated record.